AUGGAGAAAGUAAAAGUUGGAUAUAUUCUCAUCAUCAACAAUAUCAGCAGAUCAGAUGAGGCAGCAUACUUCUGUGGAAUAGGAACAGUGUAUGAGAUGAAGUUUAGAAAUGGAACAUUUUUGGCUGUAAAAGGUGUCAGUCAGAAGAGGUCACACUACCAGACUGUAGAGCAACAGCCAGUGUCUGACCCAGUCCAACCAGGAGACUCUGUGACUCUACAGUGUACAGUACUCUCUGAGACCUGUACAGGAGAACACAGUGUGUACUGGUUUAGAGCCGGAUCAGGAGAAUCCAAUCCAGGAGUCAUUUACACCUCUGGGAAAAGGAGUGAUGAGUGUAAGAAGAGCCCUGAGACUCCCUCUCCUACACAGAGCUGUGUCUACAGCCUCUCCAAGAACAACCUCAGUCUCUCUGAUGCUGGGACUUACUACUGUGCUGUGGCCACAUGUGGGGAGAUCCUGUUUGGCAAUGGAACUAACCUAAAUAUUGGAAGAUCUCUGGAUCAUUUUGUCAUUGGACUGGGAGUGACAUCGGUUUUCUGUGUGAUUGUAAUCAUUGUCCUCAUCUUCACCAGAAAUACAAAGACAUUUUGUGAACAUUAUCAAGUGAGUGUUGCACAGCAUAUUGGACAUGACAACACAACCACCGAAUGUGAUCAGGAUAAAGAUGGAGUUACAUUGAAUUAUGCUGCAUUGAAUUUCUCUGAGAGGAAAACUAAAAGAGGAAGAAAGAAGAAAGAGACACAACAGGAGACUGUGUACUCUGAUGUCAGAUACUCAGACUGGGACUGAACAUUGUUUAUGUGCAGAGGAAUGGAUGUAGUUUGGUCAAGAAACUCUUGUUAAGAUGUAUAUAAUGUAUUCAGACAGUCAUGACAUUUGAUACACUAUAAUGUAUCAUAGAAUAAGCUUGUUCUUCUAGGAGUGUUCUCUAUCAGAGCACCACUGUUAUGGAAUGGCUUGUCCUGUGAGGUAGAGGGCCAGAAACCAUUGAGGUCUUUAAAUCAUGCCGGAAAAUCUACCUUUUUAGCUUGGUCUUUAAUCUUAAUCUGUGAUUGUAUUGUUAUUUUAGACUUCCUUAUUGAUUCUAUAUUCUUCUCUUGUAUCAUAUCUCUUGCAUCUCAGCCUUUUGCUUAGACAUACUGUUUAACUGUGAGCCAACUCAGUGGCCUUGUGCUUAUUGUCCACCGUGAGAUUAGAGGGUUUGAUCCCCGGUCGAGUCAUACCAAUUACUCUAAAAAUGUGCCUGCAUAACAGAAUGGUGCCUGCAUAACAGAAUGGUGCCUGCAUAACAGAAUGGUGCCUGCAUAACAGAAUGGUGCCUGCAUAACGGUAUGGUGCCUGCAUAACGGUAUGGUGCAUGCAUAACGGUAUGGUGCCUGCAUAACACUAUGGUGCCUGCAUACCACUAUGGUGCCUGCAUAACACUAUGGUGCCUGUAUACCA
Molecule: messenger RNA, 1446 nt
Organism: Oncorhynchus nerka (sockeye salmon)
Lineage: Eukaryota; Metazoa; Chordata; Actinopteri; Salmoniformes; Salmonidae
Exons: 5
Coding region: 1-792 (263 amino acids)
Biological process (GO): response to bacterium
Source: RefSeq, a predicted model, not a curated record